CUCAGUUGUCGAUCAGUACAGUUACCGGUUGCAUGGUGGUGACGACAACCUUGGAAAAAUGUCAGUUCAUGUAAUGCUGUCGACAGUGUCGUUUAGAAAAGAAAAGGGUACAGUGUUCCGGAGUACCUGAGCGAGCCCACUCCCAUUGCCUCUCUACUCUAAACUACUCGGUUGCUGUGUCCGUGGCCGUUCGUUGGACAGCGAGCGUCCAUUGUCUUGAGAAAGGUUUACAGCAGCAGUCGUACGUGUUGUGUGUAGCGUCGAAUCCGCUCCGUUCGUUCUUCGGCACCAACCCAGUUUGUUAGGUGACGGGGCGAGAGUUGUCGCUGAAGCUGUGACUGUGAGCAUUGGAGAGAGUUCUAAGAUCGGCGGACUGAGAAACGAACGGGGCAAGAGGAGCCCGGGUGCGACUCCCACACGCCUAGUUAGCUAUUCCCUGCGCCGAAGACCCGCAGAGUGCAAACCUCCAACAUCAAGAUGUUGAUGUCACGGUCAAAGCCGGACCCGAGUGCCAACGGUGGCGCCGGAGGCACUGAGAGGAAAGUCAACAAGGCGGGGAAGAAGAAGCAGAAAUCCUUCCCCAAACUGAUGGACUUCAUUGAAGGACGGGACUAUACUGGAGCUGUGACGUUGCUGGAGUUUCAGAAGAGCCUGAACCGCUCGGCUCCUGACCAGGAUCUAUGGCUUGCUUAUGCAUACUUCCACCUGACUGACUACGCCAAAGCACUGAAGAUAUAUGAAGAUCUUCUGGCCGUCGAUGCGGAGAAGUACAACAAUGUCUACGUGAACAUAGCCGCCUGCCAGUUCUUCCUCGGGAACUUUGCCAAGGCCGAGGAAGCAGGAAAGAAAGCACCUGAUUCCCCUCUCAAGUUCCGCACCUUGUUUCACAUCGCUGGAAAGACGAGUGAGGAAGCUACCAAGGAGUACCAUCAGCGACUUAGAGAUGUUGUUGAGGAUCAGCUAAGCCUGGCGGCCAUUCACUACCUGCGUGGACAUCACCAGGAAGCCAUUGAUAUCUACAAGAAGCUCCUGCUACAGAAAGCUCGAGACUACUGGGCAUUGCAUGUGUACGUUGCUCUCUGCUACUACAAACUGGACUACUAUGACGUCGCGGCGCAAGUCUUGAGCCAAUACCUCAGUGUCUAUCCGGACAGUGCAACGGCCAUCAACUUGAAGGCAUGCACGUUCUGCAGACUGUACAACGGAAAGGCAGGAGAGGCUGAACUGCGUGUACUCGACGAGCAGGCAUCGUCCAGCUUCAAGUAUGCCCAGGACCUCGUCAAACACAAUCUGGUGGUGUUCCGCGGUGGAGAGGGGGCUCUGCAGGUACUGCCACCUCUGAUUGACAUCAUCCCGGAAGCAAGACUCAACUUGGUGAUUUACCAUCUGAAAAAUGACAACUACCAGCAAGCGUAUGAUCUGAUCAAAGAUGUGGAGGCUGGUACCCCGUCGGAGUAUGUACUGAAAGGGGUGGCCAAUGCGGCGUUGGGACAAGAGAUCGGAUCUAGAGAAUUGUCUCGCACAGCCCAGCAAUACUUUCAACUGGUUGGCGGCUCUGCCAGCGAAUGUGAUACUAUUCCCGGAAGACAGUGCAUGGCGUCCUGUUUCUUCUUGAUGAACCAGUUCCCCGAUGUCCUCGUCUACCUCACCUCCGUCAAGACGUACAUCUACACUGACGACUCGUUCAACUUCAACUUUGGCCAAGCCAAGGCUCAGCUUGGCCAGUACAAGGAGGCAGAAGAGUACUUGAUGGCCAUUCAGGCCGAGAGGAUCAAGUCAGACUACGUCUACACAAGCUGGCUGGCCAGAUGUCAUAUCAUGAACCAGAAGCCCAGCAUGGCCUGGGAUCUGUACAUGAAGAUGGACACGUCGCAGGAGUCAUUCAGUCUGCUCACACUCAUUGCCACCGACUGUUACCGGACCGGCCAGUUCUACUACUCGGCGAAGGCAUUUGACGUCCUGGAUCGCAUUGACGGCACGUCCGAGUACUGGGAGGGCAAGAGAGGUGCAUGCAUCGGCGUAUUCCAGAUGAUCAUUGCUCAGCGAGAGUCAAGGGACACUCUGAAGGAAGUGAUUCGCAUGCUGCGCCAGACCAACAACCAGCAGGUCGAGUACAUUGUGCGCAUCAUGAUCCGCUGGGCCAAGGCCAACGUAGUCCCGCUCGACGACGCCGAAUGAGACCGCGUUCGCCGUGACGACGAGGCAAGCACGCCGUCGGCGUUUGCCGACAGCCCCGUUGACCAUGUACUGAGCAUCACCAACCAUAACAAUCCCAUUGACCAUCCACUCAUCAUGUCCAAUCACAACGAUCCCAUUGAUUAUCCGCUGAGCAUGACCAAACCCUACGAUUCCAUUGACCAUCUGCUGAACACACCCGGUCAAAAGGACCACAACGACCGCAACGUCAAAGCCAGGCGCUGCCAUCGCGCACACAGGAAUCGUGAGCACCUCUUGAAGAAGAAGAAGAUUGCUGACGCUGUGAGGGAUCAGCCGUCGGCAUUUCUCAGCGAAGCCGAAUAGAACAGUAAUAUACAGUACUUCGCUCUGGUCCUCAUUCUUAUUGGAAUCGACUUUGUUAUGUCAAAAUCUUGAAGGACGCUUCACGCAGCUUCAUUGCACUUGAAUAGUUUGCAGGCAACCUGCCUACACUCAAGAGAGCUCUGCAUUUCACGCAGUGUGUGUGUGAAAUGCAGUGGUGACUCUCUUGAGUGUAAGCAGGUUGCCUGCAAACUAUUCAAGAACUUUAUUACUACUAUUUUUUACAAUGGAUAUCAUACUCAUAGUUUCUGUGGAAAGGUUUUAGUGAAAUCAAUGCCUGUAGGUGCUAUCGAGGCAGUUUAGUUGACGUAAAACCAUACACAUGCUGUCUGCUCAUACUUCACUUCAGCACGCAGUCCCGUUUGUCAGUAGCCGCUAGGCCGACCAUUCUAAAUUUCAACCUAGCGGCCGUAUAUAUGUUCCUUUCUUGAACUGUGUGUCAUUUAUGUAACUAACACUUGGGACGUUCUUGAUUCGGGUACCGAACAGUCACAUUCUGUAAUUCUUAAUUCCGGGUGCGCACUUACAAUAGAUUUCAGCCUGCAUUGGUCCAUACUGUAAACUGCCUAUUAUUCGCGACGGAUUAAUGUUCGCUAUUUUCGCGAGAAGAGCGUAACGCGAAUAUUAACCAGCGUGACAUCAA
Messenger RNA from Sycon ciliatum, 3181 nucleotides. Its product is annotated as intraflagellar transport protein 56-like. The record is from RefSeq and is a predicted model, not a curated record. Gene Ontology annotation, molecular function: protein binding; intraciliary transport particle B binding. Gene Ontology annotation, cellular component: ciliary basal body; intraciliary transport particle B; ciliary base. NCBI's taxonomy places the organism in Eukaryota, Metazoa, Porifera, Calcarea, Leucosolenida, Sycettidae. Gene Ontology annotation, biological process: intraciliary transport involved in cilium assembly; intraciliary anterograde transport. The transcript has 22 exons. The coding region runs from base 478 to 2178 and encodes 566 amino acids.